GAGGUAAUCAGUCCCUCGGCCUUGUGUUUGUUUCCACAUCCCAGCUGUUGCGCAUGCGUCUAAAUCUCCAUCAAUUUGAGAUGAAAUUUGAUACUACUACUACUACUACUACUACUACUACUACUACUACUACUACUACUACUAUUACUACUGCUGCUGGACCUACUACUACUACUGCUGGUCCUACUACUACUGGUCCUCCUUCUUAUCCUCCAACUACUCCUACUACUACUACUACUACCACCACCACCACUACUACUACCAGGACUAUAUAAAGCUCCUUCAGCAACUAAAGAGUCAGUCAGUCAUCAGAUCAUCUGGAACGAUGUGUACGACGAUCAACUUGUCAGCCUGUUUGCUGUUCUUAGCGUGGGUCACUCUAGCUGCCUGCAGCCUUGAUCCCCAAGCAUCUAAACCUGUCCUGCUUCAGAGAUUUACUCGUUACUCGCCUAAUUCUAAAUACCUACCGCCAACUACUGAAGAAGAAGGUUCCUCAUCCAGUACUAAAUUCCUGCCACCUUCACCUACAGAAGAAUGUUACUCAUGUGCUCCCAAGUAUCUGCCUAGUACUUCUGAAGAAGCAAGUUAUUCAUUUCCUUCAUUCAUGGAAGGAAAUUACUUUACUGGUACCAAAUAUCUGCCACUUUUCCACAAUGAAGGACGCCUUGAAACUCGUUCUAAAUACUUACCACCUUCACGUAGUGAGAGAAGUUACUCAUCUGGUCCUAAAUACUUACCACCUUCACCUAAUGAAAGAAGUUAUUCAUCUGGGCUUAAAUACUUACCACCGUCACCUAAUGAAAGAAGUUAUUCAUCUGGGCUUAAAUACUUACCACCGUCACCUAAUGAAAGAAGUUACUUUUCUGGUCCUAAAUACUUACCACAUUCGUCUAAUGAAAGAAGUUACUUAUCUGGUCCUAAAUACUUACCCACUUCACGUAUUGAGAGAAGUUACUCAUCUGGUCCUAAAUACCUACCACCUUCAACUAAUGAAAGAAGUUACUCAUCUGGUCCUAAAUACCUACCACCUUCAACUAAUGAAAGAAGUUACUCAUCUGGGCUUAAAUACUUACCACCUUCAACUAAUGAAAGAAGUUACUCAUCUGGGCUUAAAUACUUACCACCUUCAACUAAUGAAAGAAGUUACUCAUCUGGGCUUAAAUACUUACCACCUUCAACUAAUGAAAGAAGUUACUCAUCUGGGCCUAAAUACUUACCACCUUCAACUAAUGAAAGAAGUUACUCAUCUGGGCUUAAAUACUUACCACCUUCAAUUAAUGAAAGAAGUUACUCAUCUGGGCUUAAAUACUUACCACCUUCAACUAAUGAAAGAAGUUACUCAUCUGGGCUUAAGUACUUACCACCUUCACCUAAUGAAAGAAGUUACUCAUCUGGGCUUAAAUACUUACCACCUUCACCUAAUGAAAGAAGUCAUUCAUCAGGGCUUAAAUACUUACCACCUUCACCUAAUGAAAGAAGUUACUCAUCUGGUCCUGAAUAAUUACCACAUUCACUUUAACU
Molecule: messenger RNA, 1521 nt
Organism: Cherax quadricarinatus
Lineage: Eukaryota; Metazoa; Arthropoda; Malacostraca; Decapoda; Parastacidae
Source: RefSeq, a predicted model, not a curated record